AUGUCUUUCCACCAAACCUCGACGUCGGAUCUUCCGAAUCAUCUUCAGUCUGAAUCAAAUAAUAAUUUCAUAUCAACAUCCAUACAAUUCCUUGAUGAGCUUAAUCAAUCGUUACUCCUCGCCAUCUUAUCUUCCUUUGAAAAUUACAAACCAAAAAUUAUUCAAUCAUUACUUUUUCCUCUCUCCAAAUUAUCUCAUAAAAAAUCAGCAGUGACUUUAAAUUUGCGAAUUCAACCGAAAAACAAAAAACUUGAAGUGUUAUUUAUGAAAAGAGUAGAAAGAAAUGGAGAUGUAUGGAGUGGGCAUGUUUGUUUUCCAGGUGGAAAGUUUGAAGAAAAUGUCGAUAAAAAUCUCUAUGACACUGCAGUGAGAGAAACAUGCGAGGAAAUUGGUGUGAAUUUAAGUGGUGACAGUUUCAAUGUUAAAUAUAUUGGAAGAGUGGAUGAUCAUUUAGCUCAAGGGAACUUACCAGUGAGCUGUUUUGUAUUUUUAUGGAAUUAUUAUACUGUUACGAAUGAGAAUCAAGUAAUAAGUAAUGUGAAAUAUAAUAUCAAUCCAACAGAAGUGGGCGGAAUACGGUGGGUUCCUUUAGACCUAUUUAUUUCUAACCCAAACAAUCGACAACGAGUGAAAACAAUACAAGUAGACGAAUUUGGAAAUAAGACCAUUACGAAUUCUCUGUCAUUUCACAUGGGUUUAGUAUUUCCAAGAUUAAAGCAGAUGUUGGGAGAGCAUAAUAUUAGAAAACUAAUUGUCAAUUUUCCUUGUAUUGAAAUUCCUGUGAACCCUCACGACUUGGAUGACGAAAAUAUUUCGGAUUUGCAGAAUCCGCAGCUAAAGUUUGUUCUAUGGGGUUUAACUCUUAGAAUUUUAUCUAAUUUUCUUAGAAUUAUUCAUGAGUCUUUGCCACUACUGAAUUAUGACUACGACACGGAGAAUAGAAUUGUUGAUUUUUUGACUCAAUAUUCGAAUCGAUUUGCCCGAAACUUUUUAACACAAUACGAAACAGAUGAAAGUAGUCCUAUCCCUCGGUCCGAGCGUCUCCCAACCAGCAAUUCAAACCAUACAACAGAAUUACUGAGUAGAAUAUCCAAGUUGUGA
This is a messenger RNA of Naegleria fowleri, 1101 nucleotides long. RefSeq lists its product as uncharacterized. Gene Ontology annotation, molecular function: coenzyme A diphosphatase activity. The record is from RefSeq and is a predicted model, not a curated record. The transcript has a single exon. Lineage: Eukaryota; Heterolobosea; Eutetramitea; Acrasida; Naegleriidae. Bases 1 to 1101 code for a protein of 366 amino acids.